Molecule: messenger RNA, 1990 nt
Organism: Phalaenopsis equestris
Lineage: Eukaryota; Viridiplantae; Streptophyta; Magnoliopsida; Asparagales; Orchidaceae
Product: DNA repair protein RAD51 homolog
Exons: 9
Coding region: 196-1224 (342 amino acids)
Biological process (GO): double-strand break repair via homologous recombination; reciprocal meiotic recombination; mitotic recombination-dependent replication fork processing
Cellular component (GO): condensed nuclear chromosome
Molecular function (GO): ATP binding; single-stranded DNA binding; ATP hydrolysis activity
Source: RefSeq, a predicted model, not a curated record
UCUCUCAUUCUUUUGGGCAUUUCGAGAUCGACGAAACCUCUCAUUUCCUUCUACAACAAGCUUUCAUGCUUCGUAUAUAAUUGUAUCGCCCAACGUCCGAAAAGGGGGCAUUUUUGGCGCUCUUUGCUAUUGUUUGAAUACCUAAAUCGAUUUUUUGUUCUCUCCUUCCCGCUCUCUUUCCGUUCCCUUCUCGGCAUGGCGGCGCAGCAGCAGAAGCGCCAGAAGAUGGCCGAGGAGCAGGUGGAGAUGGAAGAGGUGCAGCAUGGCCCUUUCCCCGUCGAGCAGCUCCAGGUGUCUGGUAUAGCUGCAAUUGACAUAAAAAAGCUCAGAGAUGCUGGUCUCUGCACGGUGGAAGCUAUUGCAUAUUCUCCAAGGAAAGAACUCUUGCAAAUUAAAGGAAUUAGCGAGGCAAAAGUUGACAAAAUUAUUGAAGCAGCUUCAAAGCUUGUUCCUUUGGGAUUCACAAGUGCUAGCCAGCUUCAUGCGCAAAGACUUGAAAUCAUUCAAAUCACUUCUGGGUCAAAGGAACUUGAUAAGAUCUUGGAGGGCGGGAUUGAAACCGGCUCGAUCACUGAGUUGUAUGGUGAAUUUCGCACUGGAAAGACUCAGUUAUGUCAUACACUCUGUGUAACUUGCCAGCUACCAUUGGAUCAAGGUGGUGGUGAAGGUAAGGCUAUGUAUAUUGAUGCAGAGGGCACCUUCAGGCCUCAAAGACUCCUAGAUAUUGCUGAAAGGUUUGGAUUGAAUGGUGCUGAUGUUCUGGAAAAUGUAGCAUAUGCUAGAGCAUAUAAUACUGAUCAUCAGUCAAGACUCUUGCUGGAAGCAGCUUCAAUGAUGGUUGAAACCAGGUUUGCCCUCAUGGUCGUGGACAGUGCCACUGCUCUUUACAGGACGGAUUUCUCAGGAAGGGGAGAAUUAUCAGCAAGGCAGAUGCACUUGGCAAAGUUCCUGCGGAGCCUUCAGAAGAUAGCAGAUGAGUUUGGCGUUGCUGUGGUCAUCACCAAUCAAGUUGUUGCACAAGUAGAUGGAUCAGCCAUCUUUGCAGGGCCACAAAUCAAACCCAUUGGUGGAAAUAUAAUGGCACACGCUACUACAACCAGACUUGCUCUUCGGAAGGGAAGGGGAGAAGAACGAAUCUGUAAAGUGAUAAGUUCUCCAUGCUUAGCUGAAGCUGAAGCGCGAUUUCAGAUAUCUUCAGAAGGUGUUACAGAUGUCAAGGAUUGAUCAGAGUACUUCCAUGAAUCUGCAAUUUGUGUUACCAUAUCUAUUCCAAUCUUUUCUUCAGGCUGCCACGGUUUGUUUACUUGCCUCCCUGUUUUUUGAGCAGCUUUGAGAAAGCCUGCAAUAUCUGGAAGUUUGGUUCCCCCUCCUUUUCAACUGGUGGAGAGGAGAAAUCACAUUUUUUUUUGUUUUGUUUUUGUAGUGUAUUCUAAUGAGUAUUGUCAAAAUGUUGCUACUUUUUUUGUGAUAUUUUUUAAAUGAAUUUUUCAUAUCCUCAUAAUGAUUAGCUUUCACUUUGUGAUUGUACAUGUUGGAAGAAAUGAAGAUCAACAAUGAUGCUUGCCAGAAGAUUCACGGUGAUAGAAUAACUAUUUAGUGUUUUAGCGUUGUAUGAAAGUCAAACACACUCAAACAAUUGUAGUACAUAGAUACAUAAGAAUUUUUUCCAUGGAAAACUCAGAAAAAAAAACGACGGGGCUUAGCUCAACUAAAAUGAUCCACUAUGAGUUAAUGAUUACUCGUUCUAGCUCUUGUCCCACAGGCGGGAAAUGAUUGCACAAGUCUUCGAAAUAUGAUGUUCGAUAUUGUCUUUGAGGCUCAUCGCUCUACUGUGCUCAAGAUAAUGUGUUACUCCACACAAUGCUUUGUUACCUCGCAUCAUAUGACUUGGAUUUUGCACGGGGCUUUGGUGCAAUGAGCAAGAGAUGGCCUACAGUGGUCGGCUAGCAAUAGUCGAUAAUUGUCAACUAGUGGUGGUUGACUUUAAUGU